AUGUGCACCACCACCGUCACCAUCGCUGAUGCCGACGGGUUUUCAAACCUGCCAUCCGAGGAUGCCUCCAUCUCCCUUGUCAAGAAGGUUCCGGCCCGGAAGCUCCAUUGCUUCCGACCAACCAGUUGCCAUUUCUCUAGCUGCUGCACCCGCCAGCGAUGGCUAGAGCCAAAAGCGUUGAGCUCCUGCCGAUGGCAUUUCGAACAGGAGGAGCAGGAUAUGGAGAAAGAAAAUGCAGCUUAUGUCGUUAACUGUUUGCAUCUAGGUUCAUUGUCGUCGCACCGCGUUGCCAACCUCGCUAUGUCGCCCCCGCCUAGCGCCGCAGAUUACCCAGCCCACCAAUCACGAGCUGUCACAGGACCCACUUUCAACGACAUCUGA
Neurospora hispaniola is the source of this 381-nucleotide messenger RNA. RefSeq lists its product as uncharacterized. The coding region runs from base 1 to 381 and encodes 126 amino acids. Lineage: Eukaryota; Fungi; Ascomycota; Sordariomycetes; Sordariales; Sordariaceae. The transcript has 3 exons. The record is from RefSeq and is a predicted model, not a curated record.